CGAUAGGUCCGGACAAAUAACGCCUCCUGCUAUCGAAAGUCGGGUCGUGCGUCAACGUUAGCGAAAAAUGCAAAAUUAAAUAUGUUGUGAGUAGCGAGCGAUGCCAAAUCGAAUAUGUUUUCCACUGCAUACAGAAAAAUAAACAAAUACAAGAAGCAUAAAAUAUGCAGAAAAUUAAAUACAAAAGGAGCCACUAAGUGUUUCGUGUGAAAUCAAUUUGAAGACCGCUCGUCGUCGUCGUCGUCGUCGCCGUACAUACUUUUCCGUUUCAAUUACACUACAAUGAAUAUUUGUUGAAACUUCGUUGCAUUUACAGACUGGUGUUUGAAAACAACAACAAGCAGAAACGUUAAAAACCAACAACAACAGCCCUCAUUCACACCGUAAACUAGAAGCAAAAAGGGAAAAUUACAUAUACAUAUAUAUAUAUAUAAAUAUAUAUUUAUAAAUAUAUAUGGAUAUAUAUCUACAUAUAUAAAUAGUAUCACAUUUACAUUAAAAGGAAGCCGAACAGACGUUAUCGUAACUUUUAUAUUACAAAGCACCAGUAAAAAUAUAUAACCAACUACACACGUUCCUUAAAACACAAAUGUUUUCCAAACCGCAAACCAACUAAAAACGAAAUGCUUUUGAAAUUAGUUUAAGAUAACUAAAACAACAAAAAACGUAAGACCAACCAACGCACCGCAACGCAAAGCAAAUCGCGUGAUUAAACUAAAACUAAAAAUAUUUAAAACAGACCGAACAUCGGCAGGGAACCAAAACAUAAAUAAAACACGAUCAAUCCGGAAGAACUUCAAUCGGCGUACUAAAACCCGACAUUCAAUAUUUUUUCUAUAACAUAGUGGUAGCUAAAACAAAUCGAGACGAUAACCGGAACAUCUUUUUGGAGAAUCUCGUCUGAAUACCUUUAGUCCCGUGUCUCCGUAAUGUUGUUAAAUGUUCUUGGAUCGUUCGAUGUGGUCUUUGUUCAUUAGUAGCCAUCACUCUCAGCCUCCGAGUCACCGAAAUCUGGUCAAGAACUUAGCGUAGACCCGUAACUAGCAAUAGCAAUAGCCAAAGAGAGCCUGGAUCGCAAGCGCGCUGGAGGUGGUCUGCAGAGCGAGCAAAGCCGAAGUACAAAUGCACCAAUCGAAACUGAAACAGAAUCUGUAACUUGGAACGGGUGUAUUCAGCGCCCGCCGCCACACAACCAAUUAGCUAGGUGUCAGAGGGUCCAGAGAAGGGAGUCCAGGAGACCAUCCCACCAUCCAAACAGCAUACAUUUUAUAUACGGAACGGCCUGUCGAGCGUAGUGGCAGCAGCACGCGAAAGCGUCUAUAAAUCUAGUUAGCAUGGAGUGCUGUUUAUCGGAGGAGGCCAAGGAACAAAAGCGCAUCAAUCAGGAAAUCGAGAAGCAGUUGCGCCGAGACAAGAGAGAUGCGCGCCGCGAGCUUAAACUGCUACUACUGGGCACUGGCGAGUCCGGGAAGUCCACAUUCAUCAAACAGAUGCGUAUUAUCCACGGCAGCGGUUACUCGGACGAGGACAAGCGUGGGUACAUCAAGCUGGUGUUUCAGAACAUAUUCAUGGCCAUGCAGUCAAUGAUCAAGGCCAUGGAUAUGCUGAAGAUUUCCUAUGGUCAGGGAGAGCAUAGUGAACUGGCCGAUCUGGUGAUGAGCAUCGAUUACGAGACCGUUACCACGUUCGAGGAUCCAUACUUGAAUGCCAUCAAAACGCUUUGGGACGAUGCUGGCAUCCAGGAGUGCUAUGAUCGUCGUAGGGAAUAUCAGCUGACUGAUUCAGCCAAAUAUUAUCUAAAGGAUCUCGAUCGUGUGGCUCAACCUGCAUAUUUACCCACUGAGCAAGACAUUUUAAGAGUUCGUGUGCCGACAACAGGGAUAAUUGAGUAUCCCUUUGAUUUAGAAGAAAUCAGAUUUAGAAUGGUGGACGUCGGAGGUCAGCGAUCCGAGAGAAGAAAGUGGAUUCAUUGCUUUGAGAAUGUGACAUCAAUUAUAUUUUUGGUAGCGCUAUCGGAGUACGAUCAAAUCUUGUUUGAAUCUGAUAAUGAGAAUCGAAUGGAGGAAUCUAAAGCUUUAUUUCGUACUAUAAUUACAUACCCUUGGUUUCAAAAUUCGUCAGUUAUUCUAUUCCUGAAUAAGAAGGACUUGUUGGAGGAGAAAAUAAUGUAUUCGCAUUUGGUAGACUAUUUUCCCGAAUACGAUGGUCCUCAGCGAGAUGCAAUAACGGCCCGAGAGUUUAUACUGCGAAUGUUUGUAGAUUUAAAUCCAGAUUCCGAAAAAAUUAUCUAUUCUCAUUUCACGUGUGCUACAGAUACGGAAAAUAUAAGGUUUGUGUUUGCAGCUGUGAAGGACACAAUUCUGCAAUCGAACCUUAAGGAAUAUAAUUUGGUCUAAACUGGAUUUGGAUCGAAAAACUAUUUUUGUGAUUUUUAUACAAACACACAUACACAUUCAUAUAAUUCCUUUUUCGCAUAUUUACUAAAUAUAAAAGAAGAAUUGAGAAGCGAGCGAAUGUGGCCGAAAAUUAGGCAUAAAUUAGACCCGAAAAAGUUUCUUACGUUUGUUACAUCAGGAACCGAAAAUUGUAGCAUAAAUAGAAUACUAAACUGAGAUGCUAAACCCGCAUCAACAGAAUGAUGGAAAAGAUGUAUACAUUUUAAUUUGAGAGAAAUAUAACACAAAAUCUGAUACAGCGUGACAACAAAUAAUCGGCGCAGAGUUUCUCGCUUUACCUUACGAAUAUGGCGAUUCGUAAAACAAUAAUUUUUAUUGCAAUAUUUGUAUUCUUUCCAACGGCAAAGUUUUCAGAAAACGUUGUGUGAUUUUAAUAGCGUUUCGAAAAGGAAAACUCUUGAAAGUCAAAAAGACAGUAGCCAGAAAUGAUUGGGAUCCAAUCGAUAGAGUUUUUGGUUAGAUUUGCACAAAUCGCCAGUUAUUUCGGAUUUAAGUCGGGAAGACUGAUGGGAGUUUUUCCUUCCUACACAAGAAACAUGAUUUCCUUGAAAGGUUUUUAUACAAAAUAUCGUCCGAGUUAGUUGUUGUCGCGCUGUAAUAUUUAAAUAAAUUUAUUACUAUAGUAACUUUUGUAAUAAAAUCCGAAACACAAAA
Molecule: messenger RNA, 3110 nt
Organism: Drosophila teissieri
Lineage: Eukaryota; Metazoa; Arthropoda; Insecta; Diptera; Drosophilidae
Gene: Galphaq
Product: G protein alpha q subunit
Exons: 10
Coding region: 1335-2396 (353 amino acids)
Biological process (GO): adenylate cyclase-modulating G protein-coupled receptor signaling pathway
Cellular component (GO): heterotrimeric G-protein complex
Molecular function (GO): G-protein beta/gamma-subunit complex binding; guanyl nucleotide binding; GTPase activity
Source: RefSeq, a predicted model, not a curated record